UAUGAAGAUGAUAUAAAAGAUUUCUCAGAUGCGAUUAAAAUAGACCCAAAAUUAACCACAGCAUAUAAAAACAGAGAUGAAUAUUACGAUUUUAUAGUUAGGAAAUGUUUAUUCUCAUUUAAUGAAAUAUCCUGAAGCUACUCAAAUGCAAUAGAGAUUGAUCCAUAAUCUGCAAAGGCAUAUAAUCAUAGAAGUAACUAUUCACAAUAAAUAAUUAGGUAAUGCUUAUAUUAAAUUAGAUAGAAUUGAUGAUUGUAAUAAGGAUUACGAAUUAGCAAAUAAAAUUGACCCAGAAAAUAAGAAUAAUAAAUGUAAAUAUUACGAAUUAUUAAAUAGGGAAUGUUUAAUUCGAUUUGAGCAUAUUUGAUAUACCAAAACAAUCUAAUUGUGAAUUUUAUUAUUAUAUUAGAAAAAUAAUUUUAGAAAAAUAUAAAUGCAAUUAAGAUAGACACUUAAAUAACAGUAGCC
Molecule: messenger RNA, 468 nt
Organism: Paramecium primaurelia
Lineage: Eukaryota; Ciliophora; Oligohymenophorea; Peniculida; Parameciidae
Source: the annotation of a GenBank genome assembly